AAACCUGUAUUCUACCAUACAAUAUUGAUAAUGACUUUGCAAAUUAACAAAGGAGAUAGUUUCUAAAUGACCGAUACUCUAUGAGACAAAGAGCACUGCUAAAUGCUUCACAUUAUCUUCCACACUCAUGAAACGUAGAGGUGCAGUGACAGGAUAAUUGCUGGGUGUAGAGUGUGUUCCCUCCUACGCAUGCAUCAAGCAGGAAGAGGACCAUCCCAUCCACUGCCUGUAUAUAAGGCCACCUUACAAGUUGGCUCGGCAUCCACAAGAACCAGGUGACAGGACAGACAAACAGGGUUAAGGACAACCGGUAUCUUUCCAGUAAACAGCAUUUCAGACCCCAGCUACUAUGGCAAGUGCGAGCUUUCAGAAAGAGUUCCUGGACACUCACAACGCAUACAGACAGAAGCACAACACAGCCUCCCUGACGCUCAGCAGCGAACUAUCAGCCUCCGCUCAGAAGUGGGCCGACCACCUGGUCUCCAUCAAAACCCUGCAACACAGCACCACAGACAAAGGAGAAAACCUCUAUUUUGCAUGGAGCUCCGAGCCUAAAACCUUGACUGGCAAGGAAGCAGUUGACAGCUGGUACAGUGAGAUCAAAGACUACAAAUUCGCACAAGCAGGAUUCGGCUCCAACACUGGUCAUUUCACCCAGGUUGUGUGGAAGGAGAGCACUCAGGUAGGAGUGGGCCUGGCAUCUGAUGGGAACAACAUCUUCGUGGUGGGGCAGUACAGCCCAGCAGGAAACAUGAACAUGCCAGGCUACUUUGAGAAGAACGUCCUUCCCCUAGCAUAAAAGCUGUGCAUUUUACAGCUAGCAAAGGGACUGGUGGCGGUGGGAAGAACCCAAGUGAGGGCAACUCCAUCAAAUCAUCAUGCACCCUGCUGUAGAAGGUUGACUAUACCUCUCUGAAUCAAACUUUUCUGUCAUUAUCAUGCUAUGUAUAUCUGUUCUACAAUAUCCUUUACCGUGUCUCAACAAUGUAAGCUACAGUCAUGUUUUUGUAUAUUCUUUAUGAAAAUUAAAGAUUUCAUCAUAUUUUGCCAACA
Osmerus eperlanus (European smelt) is the source of this 1053-nucleotide messenger RNA. Its product is annotated as Golgi-associated plant pathogenesis-related protein 1-like. Gene Ontology annotation, cellular component: extracellular region. The transcript is spliced from 6 exons. Lineage: Eukaryota; Metazoa; Chordata; Actinopteri; Osmeriformes; Osmeridae. The record is from RefSeq and is a predicted model, not a curated record. Bases 350 to 799 code for a protein of 149 amino acids.